AUGAGCUUCGAGCGAGGUCGUGCCAUCGACACGAGCACCUUGGACGAGGAAGGCCUCCGACAAUUCGAACGCGAGAAGCGACGGGUGUCUGCCUACAAGACGGCCCUCUGCUCCACGUUCAUGUCUACCGGGCAUUGCAUGUUUGGCCGUGACUGCACAUUUGCUCAUGCCCAACACGAGCUGCGCGUUUCCGAGCCUCGCGGGCGUCGCCAUCCAAAGUACAAGACGACACUCUGCGACAAGUUCUCGGCGACGGGCUACUGCAAGUAUGCCGAGCGCUGUCAGUUCAUCCACGAGCUCCGCAACCAGCGCAUCAUCGAGGCGAGGAGGCGCAACGGGCUGGCGCAAAAUGCGAACAUCCGCCCGGGAGACUCUCUCGUCACGCCGGUGCCGCUGAUGGACUUGAGUCGGCAUUCCUUCAGGCGAGAGCCCUUCGCCCCACAGCGCCAGAGCAGCUUUCCCCGAGUUCCGGCGCGCAUCGACCUGAAUGAAACCUGGGCCGGGCCGGAGACAGAAAAUAGUUGGACCUACACGCCCAAUCGGCAGCAGCCGAUUCAAAACGACGAAAAUCGCUUCCGAGUGCAGCGUGAACGCAUAUGGGCGUGGAAUGCGGGUGAGAUGUCCAAUUCGAGCACCACCACUUACAACUCGAUUCUCUCUGCCGAUGGGCGCCCAUCCGCUCAUCUCGACCCGUUUGGCGGUGUCGUUGACGAGAAAGACAAAUUGAACUGGAGUAUGCCGCUGCCGCCACCCGCCGAUUUCAACCCGAUGGGCUCCAGACGUCCUCCGCUCCAGCCAUUUUACGACCACCACCCCGAUCUCCAC
This is a messenger RNA of Mesorhabditis spiculigera, 825 nucleotides long. The record is from the annotation of a GenBank genome assembly. NCBI's taxonomy places the organism in Eukaryota, Metazoa, Nematoda, Chromadorea, Rhabditida, Rhabditidae.